Trematomus bernacchii (emerald rockcod) is the source of this 3638-nucleotide messenger RNA. It is a transcript of the gene kcnh1b, whose product is annotated as potassium voltage-gated channel, subfamily H (eag-related), member 1b. The transcript is spliced from 12 exons. NCBI's taxonomy places the organism in Eukaryota, Metazoa, Chordata, Actinopteri, Perciformes, Nototheniidae. Gene Ontology annotation, molecular function: delayed rectifier potassium channel activity. The coding region runs from base 127 to 3027 and encodes 966 amino acids. Gene Ontology annotation, cellular component: membrane. The record is from RefSeq and is a predicted model, not a curated record. Gene Ontology annotation, biological process: potassium ion transmembrane transport; regulation of membrane potential.
GCAACCAUCUGCCAAUAACAAGCCUGCUGAGACAGAGAGAGCGCGUGAGUGAGAGAGCAGCCACCUUACUCCACAGCGCGCGGGGCUCGUGCAGCAUGUCAGAGAUGUGAAGCGGCGGGAAGCAGCAUGGCGGGAGGACGGCGGGGUCUCGUGGCCCCUCAGAACACGUUCCUGGAGAACAUCGUCCGUCGGUCCAACGUUUGGACAUUAUCACAUAGACAGACAGAUACAAACUUCGUGCUGGGGAACGCUCAGAUCGUGGACUGGCCGAUCGUCUACAGCAACGACGGCUUCUGCAAACUGUCCGGGUACCAUCGGGCCGAGGUGAUGCAGAAGAGCAGCACCUGCAGCUUCAUGUACGGAGAGCUGACGGACAAGGACAUGACGGACAAAGUGCGGCAGACCUUCGAGAGCUACGAGAUGAACUCUUUUGAGAUUCUGAUGUACAAGAAAAACCGGAUGCCAGUCUGGUUUUUCAUGAAGAUUGCGCCAAUCAGGAACGAGCAGGAUAAAGUGGUCCUGUUUCUCUGCACCUUCAGUGACAUCACCGCCUUCAAGCAGCCAAUCGAGGACGACUCUUCAAAAGGUUGGGGUAAAUUUGCCCGUCUGACUCGUGCGCUGACCAGCAGUCGAGGCGUUCUGCAGCAGCUCGCUCCAGCUGUGCAGAAAGGAGAGAACGUCCACAAACACUCACGGCUGGCAGAGGUUCUCCAGCUGGGCUCAGACAUUUUGCCUCAGUACAAACAGGAAACCCCGAAGACCCCUCCCCACAUCAUCCUGCACUACUGCCUCUUCAAGACCACGUGGGACUGGGUCAUCCUCAUCCUCACCUUCUACACCGCCAUCAUGGUGCCCUACAACGUGUCCUUCAAGACCAAGCAGAACAACGUCACCUGGCUGGUGGUGGACAGCAUCGUGGACGUCAUCUUCCUCGUGGACAUCGUCCUCAACUUCCACACCACCUUCGUCGGCCCGGCCGGGGAGGUGAUCUCCGACCCGAAGCUCAUCCGCAUGAACUACGUGAAGACUUGGUUCGUCAUCGACCUGCUGUCCUGCCUGCCGUACGAUGUCAUCAACGCCUUCGAGAACGUGGACGAGGGCAUCAGCAGUCUCUUCAGCUCUCUGAAAGUGGUCCGCCUACUGCGUUUGGGUCGAGUCGCCAGGAAGCUGGACCACUACAUCGAGUACGGAGCGGCCGUCCUGGUGUUACUGGUCUGUGUAUUCGGGCUGGCUGCUCAUUGGCUGGCGUGCAUCUGGUACAGCAUCGGGGACUACGAGGUGAUCGACGAGGACACCAACAGCGUGCGGAUGGACAGCUGGCUGUUCCUGCUGGGGGAGACGGUCGGGACGCCCUACAGGUUCAACGCCUCGGGGUCGGGCCGCUGGGAGGGCGGGCCCAGCAAGGACUCGGUGUACAUCACCUCGCUGUACUUCACCAUGACGAGCCUCACCAGCAUCGGCUUCGGGAACAUCGCGCCCAACACGGACGGAGAGAAGAUCUUCGCCGUGGCCAUGAUGAUGAUCGGAUCGUUGCUCUACGCCACCAUCUUCGGUAACGUCACCACCAUCUUCCAGCAGAUGUACGCCAACACCAACCGUUACCACGAGAUGCUGAACAGCGUGCGAGACUUCCUGAAACUCUACCAGGUCCCUAAAGGCCUCAGCGAGAGGGUGAUGGACUACAUCGUGUCCACAUGGUCCAUGAGCAGAGGCAUCGACACCGAAAAGGUGCUGCAGAUUUGUCCAAAGGACAUGCGUGCGGACAUCUGUGUCCACCUCAACAGGAAGGUGUUCAAGGAGCACCCGGCGUUCAGGCUGGCGAGCGACGGCUGCCUGCGGGCGCUCGCCAUGGAGUUCCAGACGGUGCACAGCGCGCCCGGAGACCUCAUCUUCCACGCCGGAGAGAGCGUGGACACACUCUGCUUCGUGGUGUCGGGGUCGCUGGAGGUCAUCCAGGACGAAGAGGUGGUGGCCAUUUUAGGUAAAGGCGACGUGUUUGGUGACGUGUUCUGGAAGGAGAUGACGCUGGCGCAGUCGUGCGCUAACGUGCGAGCGCUGACCUACUGCGACCUGCACAUCAUCAAGAGAGACGCGCUGCAGAAAGUCCUCGAGUUUUACGCCGCCUUCGCAAACCACUUCUCCAGAAACCUGCUGCUCACCUACAACCUGAGGAAGAGGAUCGUCUUCCGGAAGAUCAGUGAUGUGAAACGUGAGGAGGAGGAGAUGUUGAAGAGGAAGAACGAGGCUCCUCUGAACCUCCCUCCUGAUCAUCCGGUGCGACGCCUCUUCCAGCGUUUCCGUCAGCAGAGGGAGGCGCGGCUGGCCAUGGAGCAGGGGGAUCAGGUGGUCGGCGAUGUGGAGAAAGGAGUCGUUUCCCUGGCAAAGCCUCGAGGUCCGGUGGUCCUGGCCUCCACCAGUAUAGUCAUGUUGACGGAGAGCCCAGCGACCCCCACCACCUCCUCAACAUCCCUCGCUUCCUCUUCAUCCAGAACCUCCAGUCGAGUCAUGCUCCACACUCCCGCCGCCCAGAACGGAAACAUAAUCGGCUGUAAAUCUGCAGAGCCAACCAAAGCGAAAGGCUGGGGACGAUUCAAAGAGUCGGUCGCCAAGGCCGAGUCGUGGAGCAGUGUCUCUAAAGCCGAGUCCAUGGAGACGCUGCCCGACAGAACUAAGUCUCAGGACCAGUUGUCCCUGAAGAAAACAGACUCCUGUGACAGCGGCAUCACGAAGAGCGACCUCCGAUUGGACAAUGCGGACGAUGUCAGAACGCCGCAGGAGCAAAGUCCAGUCCAGGCUGAGGAAAAGAGGGUCUUCUGUCCGAUACCGGAGCAGAGCAUCCAAGCCCCUUUCCUGGAGCUGAAGCAGGAGUUAAGAGGCGACAUCAGAUCUUUGAACAGUCGCAUGGCGGGGCUGGAGACUCAGCUGGCGGAGAUGUUGCGACUCCUCAAGUCCAGGAAGUCGUCCGGUUCCUUCUUUGAGAUCUCGCGGCCUCCUUCCCCUGACUCAGAUAAGGAUAGCUAUUCCUAAACUGGACUAGAGUCCGUUGCAGAGAAGAGCUUCUGACUGAAGUGUGAGGCUGUGCUGAUGGUGGGCAACGAUGCUAUCACACAAAAGCACUUUAUGCGUUCGUAGCAUUACUCGGCGAGAUGACAAUGACGUCAAACUGGAAUGAGGAUUGCUGAUUUAACUUUGAUCAAAGACUAACGGAAGAGUCAUGAUGGCACCUUUUGUCCUCAGGAGGGUUUACACCUUCAUAUGAUUAUGGCAAUAAUAAGAGAUGGCUUUAACAUUGUUGUUUUGAACAGGACUUUGGCACUGUGAUGAUGGAAACCGUGUUUUAAAAGCUUAUUUGGUUGCUUGGAGGUCUGGUCCACAAAGUCUGUUUAGUUUUUUAGCAUUUUAAGAAAGUUAACACACUUCAAAAUGAAAGGGGUGCAUUCAAAGACAAUCAAGUAGACAUAUCUCUGUGAUUAAAGUGGGACAUAUGGGUCCAAAACAUGGAAAACUGACAAAAAGAAGAUUAUGAUACAUUAGCUGCUUUCACACCAAAGUACUUUGCCGUACUUAGUUCCCAGUACUUAGUCCCGCCGAACUCUUUAGUCCCGUAACUGUCCUAGUAAAUCGCGUUCACACCGGAA